CAACUUCAUCUUGCGAAAUCUUCUCAAUUGAGAAAGGACAACUUCAAGGUCCACCACAGGAGUUCGAUCGGUUUUACUGCACUUACACUUUCACAACCGUUACUCGUGGUUCUCUGAUAGGAAGUAGAUCUUCGAUAUGCGAAGUCGGUCGAAGUAUAGAGUGUUGUUGGAUAAGUAUUUUCUUACUUUUCUGCUUGUCUUCCUUUGCCCGUAACCAGGUUCUCGUUGUUGCUGAGGACCGUUGUUCCACCACUCCUGCCCGUUCGACGCGACGACGAGUGCCUUGAUUUCAUGGCCUCCAACCGGAGGUCGUGCCCGGCUUCUGGGAAAACGAAACCCGCAAGAACGACCGAGCUCCGAUGCCAAAGUCAGCUCGGGGACAAAUACCCGGAGGGCGGUGUCGUCUGCGGCAGUUUUUAGGAGUACCAGAUGCGCGGCUAGUACUUCGCGAACCACACAACGGGGAUGAACAAGCACAAGGCUACUCUGCGACCGAAGCCGGCGCACCUCCACCGGUCUGGUGGCACGGAGAACGAAGAGGAUGUCGUGCCGGCAACAAGCGAUACUGCCGGCCUCGGGUCGUUCUUGUGCCGGGUCUUUAUCAGGGGCCGCUCCUUCUUGUGCAGCUGUUCAUUGCGUUCCUCCCUCUAAUUUUUUUGCAACAACCAAACGGGGUAGAAGUAGUUUCGGGCUACAAUACAGAUCUGGUGCACAACCACUACAGCCGCGGGACGACGAGAGGAAGCAAUGGGGAGAGCAGAGCUGAGGCCGCCACCGCGUCCGCCUCCGCUGCGCGAAUUGGAGCUCUCGAGGACCGCCACCGCGCCGGAGAUGUGGAAAUGCGGGCAUUGCAUCGAGCACGGAUACGUCGUCCGGACAGUGAAGGUAGACCGGGAGGAGCUGAGACGGGACUUCUACAAUUAUCGGGGGUGGAUCAUGGUGGUCUACAUUUACCUUCGAGGGCGACGACGUCACCACCGAAGCACUCGACGACACCGAUUUACUUGACAUCCGAACAUCAAGCGAAGAUCACUCCCACGCGGACGAGGAACUCAUCAAGUAGAACACUCACGCCGUCCAGUGUAGUUACGACCGCUUAUCAUCAUUUGGAACAACGACCAGAGGUGAACAUGGACACGACAACGCCGACCAGCAACCCAUCUUCUUUUUUCCUAAGUAGCGAAAUUUUGAACAGUCGUGCCAAGAAGCAAAAAGCCGUCUUUUUCCUCAUUUUCAUCCUCGCGGGGGCCUUUGCCGGUUUCGUGGUGAUGUAUUGCUGGCUGUAUAUGGCAGGAAAAAUGAAGACAAACGGCAGCAAAAUGAAUCGGUUUUCUACAGCUACUUCCGGCGGUGGACAACAGCAGCCGCGGCGCGCUAGGCAAAACCAGCAAUCGCCGGAGGGAAAAAAUUAUGCUGUGCAAAAGUAUCGUACUCGUAUAAAUGCAUCACAAGUUUCCUCAGCAUGAGAAAUGAAAUUUGUAAUGCUGAUUAGCCUUGGGAACAAGAUUUGUGAUGCAAGACUUGCAUUUAUACGAGUACGAUACUUUUGCAGUUCAUAAAAAUGCAGUGGGUGACGAUGACGAACGAGUGGACGAUGUGGAUUCUUCUGAAGAUGUAUGGAAUUGUCAGAAUCGAAAUUGACAAAGUCGAAAAAUUUGUGAUGUAUAAAAUCGAUACCAGUUGGAGCCUCAGUUUGUAAGUGGCGCAUGACAAAUUUCGGGAGCACCCAGAUCCAGUCUCUUAUGCUGUUUGGGCAAAGAAGACUGCUCCUGUCAUGCUACUCUGGCAGCACAUUGCAUACCCCUAAAUAGGCUUGCAAUCGGUCUCACUUGUCUGCUCCCCAACACAGGCUAUGCGUGCCCUACAUUUUACGCAUUACAAGUUUUUCGAUUUUGUCGAUUUCGAUCCUGACACUCCCAUAAGAUGAACAGGAAAAGCUGAUGAAGCGGCGGAUUAAGACGUUGCUGCUGAAGACGCCGUCGCCCGAGAAAAAGCAAGCUGGGAACAAUUCGAAGAAGCAGUACUACGCGAUCUCUCCAUCGCUUUAUCUCAAGAUGAAGGCGACAUCUUACCACCGGGACUUGAUGGCUCUACAACACCCUACUUUAUUCGCCUCUCCUUCGGGUAGUAGUAUGACUCGCUCUUCAACACGACCAAGAAGUCCUAAAGAUUUUUCGCGCACCGGCCGCACACCAACGGGCGAAACAGCAACUUCCGGUCGCUCUACGACAGACGCGGCCUCGUCGGCUACUCAUCUCAAUAUUUCGAACUUGGUGCUGAAAAAAUCACCAGUCAAGGGACAGCUAGUUGUGCCGGGUGGCCUGGUACAGGUACUUCCUGGUAGAAAUGCAAACUUUUCGACAUCUUCUACCAGAGCGAGCUGUACCAGUAGUAAGCCUCCUCGUGGUACAGGUCCUUCUACCGCCUCUGCAGCAGGUCCGUUGCUGCACCGAAACCCGACUUUAUUCCGUGGCGGAAAUCACGCGCCUCUGUCCGGCGCAUAUGGUCGUGGAAAUAGUGUUAAAAACCUCCACCAGCGACUGAGCCCCGUGCUGAGCAGCAAUUCAUCUACUUCCAGGAAAGCCUCUUCGCACGGCCAUGCGACCAAGCUGCACAACUCUGCUAGUAUUCUGACGGGGCCAGCAGCACACCACUCGCACCACUAUCACUACCACCUCCUGCAGCGAUCCGCGAAGUCCGAGCCGCUGCCCCCGAUCGCGGAAGAUUCCUGCGAAACCGAUUCCACAAGUUGCGAGGACGUAAAAAAGCGGAGGGCACUGGUGCGGCCGCUCGCGGAAGUGGCUGGUGAGUUGGGCAUUUUUUUUAAAAGUCUUUUGUUAUCUACGCAUGGUAUCUACGCAUAGAAAAAAAAAAAACUACACCGACGGAAUCAUACGUCAAGUUUUAUUGUUCAAGUUUGUGGAACAGCUGCUGGAAAUGGAAUGCUGGGGUUUUCUUUUUUCUACGCCGCGUCUUUUCCAAAGAUUAAACAAAAUGGUGAGCAUGAACACAUUCUCUGAGUAUGGACACAUUUUCCGCCACAAAGUGUGUCUGUGGCCACUCGAAUCACGAGCGGUCCCUUGAUGUGGACAAGAAAAAAGAGUAUAGUUGGGGCUGAGUCCGUUACGGUUCGUUACGGCUCGUUUCACCGUAACGAACGAAUUUUCGUUCGUUCGUUACGGUUCGUUACGGUUCGUUUCACCGUAACGAACGAAUUUCCGUUCGUUCGUUACGGUUCGUUUCACCGUAACGAACGAGCUUGUUACGCGCCGGCACGCCGUAACGAACGAAUCCGAUUUUGGAAAAAAGACGCCCGUGCGUGAACACUGCAAAAGGUGAAAACUCCCUCGUCGUCUUUCCGCGAGACGGCGAAGAACGUCCGGCGCUGGCUUUGUGCUUUUCUCUUUAGCGAACAAGUCCGGCGAGAUCUUCUGGUAGGCGGUUGCCCGUCAAAGAGAAAUGCGGCGGCAUGCUCGUCUCGGCGGUCCAAGCGGAGCGUCCGAGCGGAGCCCUGGACGUCCGUCCGAUUACGGCAAGGUCGCGCGCUUGCUCGUGUUCUUCUAGGCGAAGCCCGAGGCAUCCGAGCGAGCCGGCCCGGCUUGGUAGUGCGGGGGCCAAAAAUCGUGCAUGCGUGUCCUUCACGCGGGCGGCCCCUGGGUGCGUCACGUUCGCUGCCUUUUUUUGGCGCACGUUGCGCAGCUGACGGUCAUGGUUAGUGGAUGUCGAGCCACUGGGGUGGCGACACAUAAAUACAGAAUACCGCCCUGCGGAGUAUUCCCCGCGAUGGUAUCCUUCAUUUAUGUAUAAGCUUUACUUUAACGGGAGCCGCCACGAGCCGGAACGGGGGGGCGACCGAAAACCCGCGGUCCGGCUCGGUAGUGUGGGGGCCAAAAAUCCUGCAUGCGUGUCCUCCACGCGGGCGGCCCCUGGGUGCGUCGCGGUCGCUGCCUUUUCUUGGCGCACGUUGCGCAGCUGACGGUCAUGGUUAGUGGAUGUCGAGCCUCUGGGGUGGCGACACAUAAAUACAGAAUACCGUCCUGCGGAAUAUUCCCCGCGAUGGUAUACUUCAUUUAUAAACUUUACUUUAGCGGGAGCCGCCACGAGCCGGAACGGGCGACCGAAAGCCCGCGCGUUCGUUCGUUUGGUCGUUAACGGACCCCGCGAAGCACUUCGUUCGUUCGUUCGUUACGGGGAAACGAACCAUAACGAACGAACGAAUGAACGCAAAUCCCUUCGUUCGUUCGUUCGUUCGUUUGUUCGUUUGGCUGCCAGAACCGGGCUCGUUCGUUCGUUCGUUACGGGGAAACGAACCAUAACGAGCUCACGAAAUUGCGUCCGUUCGUUCGUUUGGUCGUUAGCGAACCUGCGAAGCCACUUCGUUCGUUCGUUCGUUACGGUGAAACGAACGAACGAACGAACGAACGAACACGCAUUCGUUCGUUCGUUCGUUCGUUCGUUCGUUUGGAUGGCAAAGCCAGUGCGUUCGUUCGUUCGUUCGUUUGUUCGUUCUGAUGCCACAAACGAACUCGCUCGUUCGUUCGUUACGGUGAAACGAACCGUAACGAACGAACGAAAAUUCGUUCGUUACGGUGAAACGAGCCGUAACGAACCGUAACGGACUCAGCCCCAACUAUAUUGAGAAAAAACUUCGCAAUGCUGCAGCAGCCAUGCGCAAUUGCAUUUUUGCGGCCAAAGAAAUACAUCUCGCAUGAAGAGUUAGCUCGCGUGAAGACGAAGAAGCACACGUCUCAUUGGGAAUGCGUGUAACUAGUUCGCUUUCGGAAAAGAUAUAUAAAGUAGGCUUGAAGCCGUGUACUACGUAGAUGUUGAAUUGCGCCAACGCUGUCAUCAAUAUUUCAUGUUGAAACAAACAAGGUCCAUGUUGCAAAGACGAGCUCGAGCAGCACGCCGCAGAUCAUACGACAAAGGUCGCAGUAGCAGCAGCGGGAAAAAUUCACGUGGCAGGAACGACAAAGAGCACAAGCAAGCACCCGGAGCCUAUUCGGAGAAAAAGCAACGAGACGGAAACUACCCUGGAUGACACUUUUGAGGACGAAUCGCCGGGAAUUUCCGUUUGA
Amoebophrya sp. A120 is the source of this 5078-nucleotide messenger RNA. NCBI's taxonomy places the organism in Eukaryota, Dinophyceae, Syndiniales, Amoebophryaceae. The record is from the annotation of a GenBank genome assembly.